Triplophysa dalaica is the source of this 4122-nucleotide messenger RNA. It is a transcript of the gene slc1a2a, whose product is annotated as solute carrier family 1 member 2a. Lineage: Eukaryota; Metazoa; Chordata; Actinopteri; Cypriniformes; Nemacheilidae. The transcript has 12 exons. Gene Ontology annotation, cellular component: plasma membrane. Gene Ontology annotation, biological process: L-glutamate transmembrane transport. The record is from RefSeq and is a predicted model, not a curated record. Gene Ontology annotation, molecular function: neutral L-amino acid transmembrane transporter activity; L-glutamate transmembrane transporter activity; glutamate:sodium symporter activity. The coding region runs from base 708 to 2300 and encodes 530 amino acids.
UCUAAUUUAAUAAGGUUUUGAAGUAGCGACAUACAAUAGCAAUAGAGCAAACACAUUAUUAUAUAAUUGGGCUUUGGCCUUAUUGUUACCAAGAUCUAAUCCCUUGUGACGACUUCCCUAUGUGACAAGUAGCUGCAGGCUCUCAUAUUUGUAUCGUUUUGAUCUCAUACACAUUGAAAUAAUAAUCCAUUGUACAUGCUUUAAAAAAUGCACAAAGAAAUGUCAUUGUGAGUAAACGUUUGUGCACAGUGUUCAAGUGUAGGAUUGUGAUGCCAGGAAUCUCUUUUGAAACUGGAGUCGUGCUGUUUCCAAGCUUUUCAGUGAUGUCGUGCAACUGAAAACAGAGGGUGUAGAGGUUCGCUAAUCUGCUUCUACCUGUGACAUGCAGGGUAGGAUACUGACCUCGUGUGCUGCUUGGAUGUGUGUGUUUCUGUUUGCUAAUGUUAUGAAGCAUUUUUACCGAAUGUGUGUGAUGUCAACAGUGAAAGGAGGUUAUGAAAUACUCAUCUUGAAGUUGAGCAAGUCUAGGCAAAGCUGCUUGGUUAAACCUGUCUGUUUAUGCAACUGUUUUUUUGGAGAUAUUGUGAGGAACAAUGAUUUUUUUAAAAGAUUAAUGUGUUGCCUUACCCAACAGAUUUGAUUUGAAAAGUCCUUUUUGUGCACCUGCAUGCUGUACAACGACAUUUGAUUCGUAAAAUGCCAACAAAAUGCAGAAGCAAGUGGAGAUCAGAAUGCAUGAGAAUCAUCUGGAUACUCCUUCACCACCUGAGAAAUCCUCGUGUGGAAUCUGUGACAAACUCAUGAAGAACCUGCUUCUAACGCUCACAAUUCUUGGCGUGAUUACAGGCUCAGUAGCUGGUACUCUACUGCGGUACGCACCCCCACUUCCCCCUGAUGUCAUUAUGAUCAUUGCCUUUCCUGGUGAUAUUCUUAUGAGGAUGUUAAAAAUGCUGAUUUUGCCUCUGAUCAUCUCAAGUUUGAUCACAGGAUUAGCAGGGUUGGAUUCAAAAUCCAGUGGCCGUCUAGGCACAAGGGCCAUGGUUUACUACAUGUCUACCACCAUCAUUGCAGCCGUGUUGGGGGUCAUCUUGGUGCUGCUCAUCCACCCUGGAAAUCCCAAACUAAAGGCAAACCUAGGAGAAGGGAAAAAGAAUGACGAGGUGUCCAGUUUAGAUGCCUUCUUUGAUCUCAUCAGAAAUCUGUUUCCAGAAAAUCUUGUUCAGGCUUGCUUUCAGCAGAUCCAGACUGUUACUAACAAGGUAGAAGUAACUCCUCCACAUCCAACUCGGUUUGGACGAAAUGCCACCAAGGGUGCAGCCAAAUAUGUGAUCAAGAAGUCGCUUCAAUUCAAGAGUGGCAUGAAUGUGUUAGGUAUUAUUGGGUUCUUUGUGGCAUUUGGGAUUUGCAUGGGAAAGAUGGGAGAAAAAGCCAAGAUGAUGCUUGAGUUCUUCAACGUCCUCAAUGAAAUUGUUAUGAGGCUUGUCGGCAUGAUCAUGUGGUAUUCCCCCGUUGGUAUUGCAUGUCUGAUCUGUGGGAAGAUUAUUUCAAUUAAUGAUCUGGAGAUGGUGGCCAGGCAGCUGGGAAUGUACAUGGUCACCGUCAUCGUUGGACUUUUCAUUCAUGGCGCCAUAUUCCUACCGACCAUAUAUUUUGUUAUUGUUCGGAAAAACCCAUUUUCAUUCUUUAUGGGAAUUUUCCAGGCCUGGGUCACUGCUUUGGGAACAGCCUCUAGUGCUGGCACAUUACCUGUAACUUUUCGCUGUCUGGAGGAAAACCUUGGCAUCGACAAGAGAGUGACCCGUUUUGUACUACCUGUUGGAGCAACAAUCAACAUGGACGGUACAGCACUUUAUGAGGCCGUGGCGGCCAUCUUUAUUGCCCAGAUGAAUGGAAUAGAGCUUGAUUCCGGCCAGAUUGUUACAGUCAGUCUUACAGCAACUCUUGCAAGUGUAGGAGCAGCCAGUAUUCCCAGUGCUGGACUGGUGACUAUGCUUCUGAUUUUAACUGCUGUGGGAUUACCAACUCAAGACAUCAGUUUACUAGUCGCAGUCGACUGGUUACUGGAUCGUUUUCGAACAUCAGUCAAUGUUGUCGGUGAUUCGUAUGGAGCGGGUAUCGUGUACCACCUCUCCAAAGAUGAGCUUGACAUGUUCGAUGCCCUGCAGCUGAGGACAGAUGACUUUGAGAUGGCAAAGACACAAUCCUAUUUUGAGAAUAACUCUAACCAUGGUGUACAUGUGUCUCACAACUCCUAUCAACAGGUCCAAAUAGAUGACUGCAAGUCUUUCAGCAUUCUUUAAGGAAUCCCGCUGCAGCUUAGUUGGUCUUUCUUGUGGUAACCUUGGCCUCAAAUGGCUCCCCUGUCGAGUUUUCACUUGUUGAGGAGGAACCAUGGAUUCAAGAGUAACACAGCACACAGAUCCAGCUCCGCCUUAUCCUGAGUCCCACAACAUACCAAAUGCAAAUUUUAUACUCUUAAACAGUCAGAAGUUACCACAACAUUUCUUACAUGCACAAGCAAUGACUUUUGUACGAUCUCAUUAUGCUUGAUUCACAGCAGUUAGUGCUCUUGGUGGUUCACCUGGAGGGGGCACGGGGUAGAUAAUGGGCUGCAUUGAACCUUAUGUGAGGGUGGGAGAGUGGUCUCAGCAUGAAAGCACAUAAUAAUCGGGACUUGGAUUUGAUUAUCAGUCAGAAACCUGUUGCCUUAAGGCUUAUAAAGCAUGAAAUAUUGGAAUAGUUUACCCAAUCUGAGACCACAGAUUGACUCUAGAGAACAACUAGUGGCAACAGGAGAGAAGUGCAGCUUGUUUGCUAAAGACACUUUGACUGGAUUAACCCUUGGUGGCAUCACUGCAGAUCAGCCUCUUACAAGAGCUUACCAAGUACUUAGAGGUUCUGAAAUAGUGGUUAGAUGUAAAUUCCACGUCAGUUAUUACACAGCAUGGUGAGACAUGGAGUAUACACUAAGUUAAAUGGCGAUGUCUAUCUGCAUGGACAGCCAAGUUUUGUUUUCUGUAAACUCUUGGGACCAUUCAUUCCUAUGUACUGUAGUGGACAAAUAUAUACAAUACAGUUUUUUCAUUCAUGUGUACGUACAUGUGUCGGUGCAUGUAUUAUUGUUUGUGAGUGAAGUGUGUUUGAAUUGACUUGCAUGCUCAUACUGUGUGUAGGUUAUAAGAUUUAUGUAUUUAUUUGCUAAAUUGUAAUCUUGCCUUGAAGACACAUUGCAAAACUCUGCAGGCAGAAAAGUACAUGACAUUAUAUGACUAUAAUAACAUUAAGAGCAAUUUUCUUUUAUAAAAGUCUUUUUGGAUACUCGGAUAUUAAGUCCAGUUGAAUGGAUUAUUUCUGCAUUGUCAUUGAUACAAUAGCUGAGAUUGUUAGCAUGUAAUUCUAAGAGGAAAUAAGUUUAUUACACCUGCAACAUUUAUUUGGCAGUCCCUGGUUACUUGAUCAACAUUUUCUUUUGCGCCAACAUCUUUCUUUUUGUUAUUAAAGUGCCUCCUAGCACUUUGUUUAAAUAAAUAAAUACAUUUACAAUACGUACAUCAUAAUUUAGAUAUAUUUUCAUGCAAAUUAAGCUGCUUAAUUUCCAUCACUUCAUAGGCAAGUCAAUAUAUUCAGUAACAGGUUGAGAUGCUAUUAAAUAACACGGUACACUUCACGUAGAACAGAUUGCUGGGAAACAUUAGAAUGACAAAUUAAAAUGUUUAUGUAUAUACUAUACAGAAGCACAUUUUCCCUUUUUUUGUUUCAAUUCAUUAUGAUAGUGUUUUAAAUAUUGUGUACUGUUAAAAAUGAUAUCAGGAAAUUAUACAGUCUAUGGGAAAAAGGAAAGUAAUUAAUCAUUAUGGGUUGUUUCAGCCAUGUAGAGUGCAAAGAAAAUGCAGUGUAAGAAGUAUACAUAAUAUAGACCUAUAAUACAGGCAGGGCUUGACACAAACACUAUCUCUUGUGUUAGUUGUAUUUAGAAUAAUGUGGAUGUUUAGUAAAUACAAUGUUCCAUCCUGCACAUUUUUGGUGCAACCCAUUGCACAUUGCUUACCAAACUUGAACUGUUUAAAUUUGUCUUUUUCCUCUAUUUUUCUAUAAAAUACUUACAAAUUGUCAAUAAAGUCA